Messenger RNA from Hippocampus zosterae (dwarf seahorse), 9183 nucleotides. It is a transcript of the gene cicb, whose product is annotated as capicua transcriptional repressor b. NCBI's taxonomy places the organism in Eukaryota, Metazoa, Chordata, Actinopteri, Syngnathiformes, Syngnathidae. Gene Ontology annotation, molecular function: DNA-binding transcription factor activity, RNA polymerase II-specific; RNA polymerase II transcription regulatory region sequence-specific DNA binding. The coding region runs from base 339 to 8048 and encodes 2569 amino acids. The transcript has 21 exons. The record is from RefSeq and is a predicted model, not a curated record. Gene Ontology annotation, biological process: regulation of transcription by RNA polymerase II. Gene Ontology annotation, cellular component: nucleus.
CAUUUUGUGACUGUAGUGGAAAAGAGACGAGCGAUGCUUACGAGCGUAUCCUCGUCGGAGUUUCAGUGCGGGGAUUGGUGAUGUUUGACGGGAGGGAAAAGUAACUCGUCCCCGGGACUUGAAAGUCCUCCGAGUCGACAGCCGGAGGGAUAUUAAUGGGUGCCGUGCGGGCUGCCUCAUCCACCAAAUAAGACCAUAAAUCUUUUUUCUUUCGUCCGCGCUGAAGAGGAAAAGCUCCGCUCGGCCGUGCGAUACGGAGAAGACGCCAAGACAGAAGUGCCUUAAAGGAGACGGCGAGAGCGAAGAGGAACGCGGCGCAAAUCCGUAUCGAAGAAGAAAUGAGUCCGUUCAAGAGACAGCGGGGCCGAUCGCCUUCGUCAUUCCGAGGCCGAGGAGGGGGGCGAAGGAGAACGGGCGCCAAGCCCCCUCAAGAGAGAGACCCCAAAGGAAUUAAGCGGGAGGCCCUCGGCAAAACCCCGCAGAGCACAACCAGCACUUUCUCCAAACAGGGUCCGCCCGUGGAAGGCGACCCCACGAAGGGCGAGCCAACCGGGCCGAGGAACCCGCCGGCCGAGUCGGGCGAUGAGGACACGGCAAAGACGGCAAAAGAUGUGACGGCGUGCCAAAGCGCGUCCGCCGACUCCGUAGCAUCCCCUACCUCGAAAAGCGCGGCCGCGCCGCCGCCCCUCGCCGCCAACCACAACCAACCAACUUCUGUGUCGAGCAGAAAAACGGCCACGUUCAAGGCUCGCGUUCCCAAAAAAAAAUACACUUACGAGCACUUUGCCAACCACGCCACUCCCCCCACAGCCCUUCCUACCUCCGGCCCCGCAGUCACGGGCGGCAGCACUUCAUGCAAUAGCAACAGCAAAAUCGGCGACAGUGUCAAUCUGACUAUCGAUCGGCUGACGAACUGCAACGAUACGAAAACAGACGCCGGAGUAAACGCCACCAAAAAUAUAAUGGGCGUGGCCAAUUGCAGUUUAAAUAGCAGAAGCAAUGCGCGCUCAGGUAAUCAGUCAUCGCUUCAACAUGUGAUCAGUAAGCCCACCGAAGACAGCGGGGGUCUCGGGAGAGUACCCCCCCGAGAAAAAGAGUCCCAGGUGUGGGAGAACGAACGGGAGGGGGCCCCCAACUCAAUACGCUCUCCCUCCGCCGAUCUCGACGUGACGGCGGCAAACGGACCGCGCGACCGAAAGACCCCGCCCCCCUUUCCGAACUCGCCGCCCAAGGGGCUCGGCGAUACGGGCGUUCUUGCCGAAGCACUCGCCAAAGGUUUGAAAAACCAGAGAGUCUUGGCUCGCCAGAUGAGAAGCCCCGCGGAGAGCGGUGUCGCGGGCCGGCGUGGGUUCGAGGGGAGAGACCCCCGCCCCGCGUCGCUGGUGUUCAGACCCGGCGUGGUGAGGGAGGUAAGCGGGGCGGCGGUCGAAGUCCAGCUGCAAGGAAAGAACGCGAUUCUGAAAUAUCCUUUUGACGGCGGAACCACGAUGACAGGAUCGGAAUCCGGGAGCGUCGUCCAAUUAGUUUUGGACGCACCCCCGCCGGGCAUGUCGCCCGUUGCGGUUCGUACCAAAGUGUGUGUGCCAUUUGGCGGAGAGGACGGGGGUCCUCUGUCGUACAGGGAGGGGGUCGUAUCUCAGGUGGACCCUCACCCGGGUGUCUCGUUCCCCUACCGGGUGGUUCUGAGUGAAGACGGAGACGCCUCGGUCGGCGGCGCCGCCCGUCGGGAGGGAGAUCCAAGUCAAGCCCAGACCGUGUGGGUUUCCCGGCAGAGUCUGAGACUGCUCACCCCUCCCUGGGAUGUCCCGCAUUUGGAGGGCGGCGGAAUGCGGGACAGAGAGCGCGACAGGGAAAGAGAAGAAAGGGAGUGGAGGGAGGAGAUGGAGGUGGAGAGGGAGGUUUGUCAGUUGAGUAGUGGAAUGGGCGUACUGGGAGGGGGGGCCAGGCUGAGCCACGGCUUGUCUCAUCAAAGGCUCGCCGCGGGGCACCCCUACGGAAAGGUACAUCCGCCUGCGCAUCCCUCCACCGUCCCUCCGAGUCGGGGGUCCGCCGCCGUCUACUCGGACGGAGAAAGACCGAAACAAGUCCACAUCCCAGAGGAAGACGUCGAGGUAUCUCGUCUUCACGUGUCCGCCGCCCCCCAGACAAAUUCACAGCAUCGAAAUAUCAUUUCCAAAUCCAGUAGCUUACGCCCGUGCUCACCAAACCUCUCGGCGGCGAGGGCUUCGGCCCCCCCUCAUUUCUCCACCCUGGCCAGCCCCCAGCCACCUCCUUCCCCUGCCUUACCCAGUUCCGAAAUGAACAACGCCGCGCCGAAUCUACCUCCAACCAAGAUGGACCCCAGCCAGACCACGACGACCCCCUCGUCCGCCGGGGGCGCUUCCUCUACCUCCUCCCGCUCCAGGACGCCGCUCUCCUUGGCCCAGAAGUACAAGAAGGGGGACGUGGUGUGCACCCAGAACGGCAUCCGCAAAAAGUUCAACGGCAAGCAAUGGAGGCGGCUGUGCUCCAGGGAGGGCUGCAUGAAGGAGUCGCAGCGUCGCGGCUAUUGCUCCCGACACCUGUCCAUGAGGACCAAGGAGAUGGAGGCCGCCGGGGGGGGCGGCGGCGGCAGCUCGGGGACGGUGACGCCGUCCGACCUGCGGGGCAGAGCCGGCAGCGAGUUUGAAUGGGACGACACGUCGAGGGAGAGCAGCGAGAACAGUAGCAGGGGAGGAGACUCCAGACCCCGCCUGCUCCUCCCCUCCGUCCUCCCCCACGACCUGUCGGCGCGCUUCGACUUUGACGAGUGCGAGGCGGCCACCAUGCUGGUGUCGCUGGGAAGCUCGCGCUCCGGCACGCCGUCCUUUUCGCCCGUCUCCAACCAAUCGCCCUUCUCCCCCGCCCCCUCCCCCUCGCCCUCCCCGCUGUUCGGAUUCAGGCCGGCCAACUUUUCCCCCGUCACCGCCUCCCCGGUCCUUCAACACCGGCGGCACAGGCAGCCGAGCGGCGCGGGGGGAGGAGGGGGCGGCAAGGCGACCGUCCCGGCGGGGGGCGAACGAGAGAGACACGCUUCGGGCAUCCAGCCGACGUUCCACAGCAACCUGACGUUUACGGUGCCCAUGAGCCCCAGUAAACGAAAGCCGGACGCGGCCCCCGCGCCGCUUCCCCCCCCGCACCACCACAAUUACACGCCCAAGACGGAGCCGGAGCAGAGCGAGCUCCACAACUCUUUCCGAGUGCUGUCCCCGCAGACGCCGGCGGCACAUUCCCACACGCCGGCCUUUUCCAGGGCGAGGGGCGCCACCCCGCCCUCCUCCGGCAGGCCGCCGUCCUCCUCCGCCGCCGCCGCUGCCGCCUCGCCUCCGCCUCUGCUCAUGUCCCCGGCGCCUCCGUCCCCUCUGACCCCCGACGGAGGGCCUCGUCGCGUAGUCCCCGUGUCCCAGCAGAACCUGCGGGACUCCCCCAUCAUUGUGAGGAACCCUGACGUCCCGCUGACAAAAUUCAUCGAGUGUCCCUUAGGGAAAAGAGGUGAAAAAGACUGCGGGGGGGUCCAACCUCCGUUAUCUAAAGACAACAACAUCACCACCUUCGCACCCCAACCGAUUCCCGGCCUCCAGGUUCCCGUGCCCAUCAACGCCGCUGCGGCCCCGGUUCCCAACGGUACCGUCCUUUUGCGAAGUCCGGCCCAAACUUUGCUGCUAGUGUCCCCUUCGCCGUCCUCCCUGCCCGCAUCGGACGUCCCUCCCGCCGCCCCGCCGCAGGCCCUCUCCGUCACCGUCGGCGCAACGGUCGCGAACGGCUCCGGGGAACGAGGGGGGGCCCGGGGCUUUGAAGGAGAGUUGCAGCAGCCCGUCCCCUGCCACCCUUCCCCGACGGCACUGCUGCCCCUGAUCCUGCCCGUGGAGUGCCAUCACCCCGCGCCACGAAAGGACAUCAUCAUGGGACGCCCCGGCACAGUGUGGACAAAUGUCGAGCCCCGGUCCGUUCCGGUUUUCCCCUGGCAUUCUUUAGUGCCCUUCCUGGCACCCACCCAAUCAGAUGCCGCCUCCCAGCCGGGGGAGGGCCAGCACCCUGUCAAUCACCCCCACGCAUCCACUCCAAAGACAGACUGUCAAACUGGGGCGGGUCCACCUCCCAAGCCUGCAGAGGCCCCUCAGAUUUUGGAGAGGGGUCCCCCGACUCGGAACGUGACCGCACCCGAGGAAUCGGAGAAGGAGAAAGCGGACACGGAAAGGGAGAAGCCCGACAGUGACACGGAAAGCGAUGUGGAUGACCCCUUCCUUCCAGGCGUUGUGCCCGAGCAGCCCCUCUCUACGUCUCCUGUUAAGCGACGUACCCAAUCCCUCGGUGCGCUGCCCAAAGAUGGCGACAAGAGCAGCCCCGGAAAGCGGGAGAAGGACCACAUUCGGCGACCGAUGAACGCCUUUAUGAUUUUCAGCAAGCGCCAUCGGGCGUUGGUUCAUCAACGCCACCCCAACCAGGAUAACAGGACCGUCAGCAAGAUCCUGGGCGAGUGGUGGUACGCCCUCGGACCGAAAGAGAAACAAAAGUAUCACGACUUGGCCUUCCAGGUAAAAGAAGCCCACUUUAAGGCGCACCCAGACUGGAAGUGGUGCAACAAAGACAGGAAGAAGUCCAGCUCCGAAGGUCGCGGCGUCCCCGGGGGCAAAGACAUCCGUGAGAGGAGCAUGUCCGAGUCCACGGAGCUGCAUUCUGCGGAGAUGAAGGGGGUGGCGGGCCAGGGUCUGGCGGGCAUGUCGGAGAGGAAUCAGACUUCCGAGGGUCAUAUGAGUCAGCUGACGCGUCCCAGAGCCUUCUCGCAAAGUGCCGUGCACAGCAUGGAGAGGGGCGACCGAGGCAAUACACAAGCCCUGGCGGAACUGGCACAGAUGUGUGGAGAUGGGGGUGGCCAAUUUUCCAGCCACGCUCCACCCCUGUCACAGUCCCAGCGGGGCGUCAGCGAGGACAUGACCAGCGACGAGGAGCGCAUGGUCAUCUGUGAGGAGGAGGGCGACGAUGACGUCAUCGAGGACCCUUACCCGAGCGGCUCCAUUGACCUCAAGUGCAAGGAGCGGGUGACGGACAGCGACAGCGAGAGAGGUUCCGGUGACGAGAGCGCUCAGAAGCGAGUCUUCGCCCCCGUCAUCUGCUCCACGGCGGCCUCCUCUUCCUUGCAUCACGGGCGGAGCGUGUCCCUGUCUUCCUAUCCGGCCGGCAAGCGCCACGAAGACGGGAGGUCGGGGGGGUUUCCCGACCCCCGCAGAAGGGGAGAAGGAGACCUUCACGACUCUUUCGGGGGGGGUGAAACGGGAGCGGCGCACGCCUCCCCUCUCUCCCUCUCGCUUCCCUCGGGCCAGUCGGUUAUCCCCGCGUCGCCUUCCCACCUCGGCGCCGUGCGGGUGGCCUCCACCGUGUUGACCAACGUGAUGCGGCCCGUCAUCAGCACGCCGCUCCCCAUCGUCAGCAAACCUCGAGAGGGCGGAGCCUCGUCCAGCCCGCACCCGCCCGAGAGGAAGCCCCCGACGCCCCAACAGCCGCAACUCCUGAUCGGCUCGGCCUCGGGAGGCGGCGCGACGGCCGUGCCGAGCGGCUACUCCUCCGCCCCGUCGCCCGGCCCCGCGGGCGCCACCGGGGUGGUGACGAAUUUAGUCCUCGGGGGCCCUCUGCCGGGGCAGCCCGCCGUGCAGCUCAUCGGCCCGUCUCCGCAGCCUCAGCCCCCGUCCUCCAACAGCCACUCCAACGGACCCCUGCCUCUUCCCCUGCUCCAGCCCCAAUUCCUCCCUGCUCCCUCCCUCGCGCCCGCGGGGGGUAAGGCCAUCACGCAGGUGCAGUACAUCCUCCCCACCCUCCCCGCCAACCCCAAGAGCCCGCCGCAGCAGCUCUGUCAGCCGACCGGUAUCUUCAACCUGCCCGCCGCGCCGCCCUUGGCCAACGGGAAGCAACAGAGUCACGGUUCGCUGGUGUGUUAUUCGUCCAGUCCAGGUACAAGAGUGCAAACGCAGUCCCCGGUGCUCCAGGGUAAAAUGGUUGUCCCCAUGGCGACGGUACGCACUGCGCCGGCUCCUGCCCAGCAGUUUCCUCUUGUGGCCCCGCCUCUUCCUGUCCAGAACGGCGCUCAGGCAGGAAGCAAGAUCAUCCAGAUCGCCCCCAUGCCUGUGGUCCAGUCUCAGCUGCCUCAAGGAGGGGCAGUCCACCCCGCCAGUCCCUUCCCCGUGACAAUGGCCACCGCUGCCAUCGUGGCUCCGGGGCCCGCGGCCCCCUCGCAGGCUGUUCUGCUGCCGCCUCCGAGCACCAGGAUCACCUACGUGCAGUCCACUCCUGGGGUGCCAUCCCCUCUGCCCUUGGUGUCCACGACGGCAGCCCCCUCGUCCUCGUCUUCCUGCACCUCCCAGCAAGCGCUGCCGAUGCCCGGCUCGGCAUACGCGCCUCCUCCCCUGGCCACCCUCGGCUUCACCGCCAUCCCGCCACCUGGCCAGACGUUGGUUCAGCCACUGAUCGCUGGUCAACCGCCUCUCCUGGCCACGGCGCCGUCUCCGCAGCCCCCCGCCUCGGCCCCCGUCUGCGGUUCCGGCGGCCAGAUCCUCACCGCCAUCUACCCUCCCUCGCAGAGUGUCACCAUGGCGACCGGGGUGGUCGCCAUGGAGGCCUUACCGCCUAGCACGGCCGUCUAUUCGGUCUCCAGCCCCUGCAGCGUUUCCAGCCACAUCAUGGCUAAACACGCGGCGCCCCCCACCGCCAUCACGGUGCCCCAGCCACCUCCAGAGCGCCACCUGGCUGCUGACAGAGCUGCAGACAGGCAGGCUGAGAGGCAGCCCGAGGUGCUGAUGCAGCCAGAACGCCAGGCUCAGAGCGCCACAACCAGCAGCUCAGCAGCGCCCUCUGGUGGACACGUUGUUGCCGCAAGGUCCUGCAGUCCGCUUCAAAUCCAAACGACUGCCAGCGCACCCGGAGCACUCAAACUCAGCCAGCUCCCAACCAGGCCCCCCCAGAAAGUGAAGGCCACGCUGGCCAGCAUCCCGGUGGGCAGCUACGAGGGAGGGGGGCGGGGCAAGGAGCGCGAGAAGGAAAGGGAAAAAGAGGGCGCGGCCACCGCGGCCGCCUCAUCCAACAGCCACUUCUCCUUUGACACGGAACCGUUGGGACCCACGUCUGCGUCUCCCACUUCGCAUCCAGCUGAGGAGCCUUUGUCAUGUGACAGCGCAGCAGAAACCACCAGAGAGACUGGAUGGAAGGACUCCCUCCCUUCCUCUCCGGCGCCUCCCCCGUUAGCCACCGAGCCCACCCUUCCGCCCCCGCACAGCGACAAAGAAGCGCCGCUGCCAAAGAAGAUCAAAGCCCGCCCCCCACCUUUAAAAAAGACCUUUGACUCCGUGGACAAGUCGGGAAGGGUGCUGUCGGAGGUGUACUUCGAAGAGCGCUUCGCCGAGCUGCCGGAGUUUCGACCCGAGGAGGUUCUGCCGUCGCCGACGCUGCAGAGCCUCGCCACAUCACCCCGGGCCAUCCUGGGUAGCUAUCGACGCAAGAGGAAGAACUCAACAGACUUGGACUCGGCUACCGACGACCAAGUGUCUCCAAAGAGGAAGAGUCGGCGCCGUUCCAGCUGCAGCUCGGAGCCCAACACGCCAAAAAGCGCCGCCAAGUGCGAGGGCGACAUCUUCACCUUCGACCGGCCAGGCACUGAUGGCGAGGACAUCCUGGCCGAACUGGAGUUUGACAAGGUGCCGUAUUCGUCCCUGCGACGGACGCUGGACCAGAGGAGGGCGCUGGUGAUGCAGCUGUUCCAAGAGCAGCAGGGCUUCUUUCCAUCAGCUCAGGCCACGGCCGCCUUCCAGACCAGGUACUCGGACAUCUUCCCCACCAAGGUGUGUCUGCAACUGAAGAUCAGGGAAGUCCGGCAGAAGAUCAUGCAGACGGCCACCCCGGCCGACGCCUGUCUCACCGUCUCCGCUGACUCCUUGCCCGGACCCUCUGGUGCCCAGUCGGGUGACGGUCCCGGGAGGGAGGAUGAGGAUGCAGAACCCGGAGCCGAGGAGGAUCCCGGCGACUCGCAGGACUCUUCCAGAUGAGGACUUUUUGUCACCAUGUGGACUUGUAUUCCCAUCUCUGGAAGGCCCAGUGCGAUGUACGUUUAGAAUAAGAGUACCAAAAAGUAAAAAAAAAUUGGACAAAACGUUGGAUGGAUUUCCCGGAACUUUCCCAUGGAUGUUCACAAAGACCAAAUGUGUUAGUUGGCAUUUAACCCCCCCACCCCCUAAAAAAAACAUGUUUAUCUUGAUUUGUUUUGAAUUAUGUAAAGAGGGAAAGUUGUCAACAUUAUUUUUUUCCCCGGAUGUAGAGCUUUGCUUCCAUUAAGUUUCUGCUGACAUUCUGGGGGGCUGGGACCCUCAAGACUUUGUCUAACCCUGAACCCGGAACCGACGGCAUGAUCAGUCGCUUUUCCACUCGACCGACAGACUGCUUCCGGAGAGCUCUUUGAAAAACGACAAAAAAACGACGGCAGAGUUAACAGAAAGUGGACGUCCUGGCUGUGCCAACAUUCCUGCUGUACCCUGCAUCGUAGUCUGAAGGAAGCAAACAUUCCCGUGCCUCUCAUUGCUUACCCAUGAAGGAAGGAGGUUAGUCCAUGGUGGCCAUUUUUAUGGACUUUGAUUUUUUUUUUUUUAAAUACUUUGAAUUUUAUCAUCAACGUGUUAGGUCCACCUGUGACUUUUAAUUAUUCUUUACAUUUUUCCUUGACCUCUCUUUGGAAUAUUUGGAGGCAUGUACUGUAUAGCCUAUCCUUGUGCUUUGUCUUCCCUUUAACAAACUAGCUUUUUUUUUUUUUUUUUUACGUUUCAAGACCCACCUCAACACUCUUGACUUCCUGUUUUCCUACUUCCUUCUUUUGUCACUUUAUGCCUUUCCUCCCUCCAAACGGUCACAAUCAAAAUAGAACUGUUGGAACACAACACUUGACCGUAGUGCAAAACUUGUUGGGUAAAUACUGUAAAGAGUCUACCUAGAUCACAAAACAAAAACUGGACUCUGAGAUGCAAAAGACAUGGGGGUUGGGGGGGUCCAAAAACUAUAUGGCUUUUAAUGUUUUUGUGUUUAUGUUUGGCUGUUCCGGUAUCCAAAAGACAAAUUUCUAUGAAUAAAUUAAAUUUGUAUCUGUAACUUUCAGUACGCCAAUAAAGUUAGGUGGUCAGUUAAAUUAAAAAA